AUGGUGUCCGCUCGCUUCGCUCCUGUCCUCCGGACGAAGGCCAUGGCCAGGCAACCCCGCCUGACCCGGUCUAUCGCCGACCUCACUAUCCUUAACCAGCCCACCACCUCGAAGCAGGUCCCCAUCACCAAGGCUGGUCCGUCGAACGGCGGCCGCUCCGCUGUCUCGGGCCACACGGUCACCGUCUUCGGCUGCACGGGAUUCCUCGGCCGCUACAUCGUCUCCAAGCUCGCCAAGGAGGGUACGCAGGUCAUUGUUCCCUACCGUGACGAGGACAAGAAGCGUCACCUCAAGGUUACGGGCGACCUCGGUGUUGUUGUUCCCCUCGAGUGGGACGCGCGCAACCCGGACCAGAUCCACGAGUGUGUUCGUCACUCGGACACCGUCUACAACCUGACCGGCCUCGACUGGGAGUCGCGCAACUUCUCGUACGAGGACGUCAACGUCAAGACUGCCGGCCUCAUCGCCGAGGUGUGCGCGCAGUCCAACGUCGACCAGCUCAUCCACGUCUCGCACCUGAACGCCAACCCGAACUCGUCGUCGCGCUUCUACCGCACCAAGUACGACGGUGAGCGCGCUGUCCGCAACGCCUUCCCGGACGCUACCAUUGUCCGCCCCGGCCCGAUGUUCGGUGCUGAGGACUGGUUCCUGAACGCUGCUGCCCAGUACCCGGCUCUCUUCAAGCUGAACGGCGGCAACACCAAGUUCAUGCCCGUCCACGUCCUCGACGUCGCCAAGGCGCUCAAGGUCAUGCUCGACGCUCCCGUCACCUCGGUCGCGUCCACCUUCCACCUCGCCGGACCGGCCAUCAAGACCGGCAACGAGAUUCUCGACCUCGUCUCGCUCCUGACGAUGAAGCCGAUGAACAAGGCCGUCGAGGUCCCGAAGUCUGUCGCGCUUGCGUUCGCCAAGCUCGUGAACAAGGCCAUCUGGUGGCCCACCGUGUCGCCCGACGAGAUCGAGAGGAAAUACAUCAACGACGCCGGUAUCGAGGCCCUCGAGCCCCUCGACACCAGCGCGUACCCCGACGGAUGGGCCCCGUCGCAGCAGUCCUCCAUCAUCCCCGGUGUUGACGGCGAGCCCGUCAAGACGUUCGCCGACCUCGCCAUCUCCCCCGACCACAUUGAGGAGUGGGCCAUCCGCUACGUCCGCAGGUACCGUUCCUCGGCCACCUACGACAUGCCCGUCGAGCUUGGCCACUUCAAGAACCCCAAGCCGUACCACACCGUGCCUUAG
Trichosporon asahii var. asahii CBS 2479 is the source of this 1236-nucleotide messenger RNA. Its product is annotated as NADH dehydrogenase (ubiquinone). NCBI's taxonomy places the organism in Eukaryota, Fungi, Basidiomycota, Tremellomycetes, Trichosporonales, Trichosporonaceae. Gene Ontology annotation, molecular function: protein-containing complex binding. The transcript is spliced from 3 exons. The record is from RefSeq and is a predicted model, not a curated record. Gene Ontology annotation, cellular component: mitochondrion. The coding region runs from base 1 to 1236 and encodes 411 amino acids.